AAAAAGAAUAAAUAAAAACACCUUUUGAAAUUGAAAUAACGGUAAUUUAUGCAUUGUCGUUUCUUAGCUAACUAUUUCAGAUGUGUGUGUGCUAGCAGCUAAGAAUGCAACGUAGCAGCUUAUAUUUCCCUUUUCUGUUAUUAUUGAUUUAUUUGAGCUAUAUCGAAAAAAUCACUGCUAUUGACGAUGAAGAUCAUGAAGUAGAACAUGCUGUUCUGGCUGCUCAUGAGUUUGGAGAACUUGAUAUAUGCAUGGAACCUCCGCCCCCCAUGAAUGGCGCAUUAUCUUGCUCGAAACACAACACAAAAGCAGACAGAUAUGUAUGCAGAGCAAAAUGCAAUGCUGGGUUUCAGUUUCCAAAUGGCAAGUUGAAAGCCAGACAUUUAUGUGAUUUGAAAACUGGAAAAUGGGCCCCUGUUUAUGCUUUUCCUGAUUGCAUCCAUAUUUGCAAUCCAACCUGCGAAAAUGAGGGUCAGUGUACUGAAGGAAAUCAUUGUGUUUGCAUUCCUCAAUAUCGUGGAGAUAGAUGUCAGUACAAUAAAGCCUGGUGUGAUCCCGAACAAUAUUUUCAUUCAUCUGGCCAAUGGGCAUGCAAUAACACGGAUACAGAAACAACUUGUGUUUUGACCUGUCCUCUGGGAACAAAACUUGAAACUAAACCAGCGGAUUCCUACGUUUGUGAUGUAAAUGGCUCGUGGAGUACAAGCUUUGCACCUCAAUGCAUUCCGAUAAACAUCAUUGAACCCCCUGCACCACAGAGCCUUUAUCCACUAUCCUAUGUACACAAACAACCAGGACAACCAAGCAGUGGUGCCUGCGCAACAUGGAGUGCCCAACAUUAUCGAACAUUCGACGGGGGCAUCUACAGCAUCGAAGGUGGCUCCUGCUCUUACCUCUUAGCCAAAGACUGCCAACAGAACACCUUUUCUAUCCUCAUUCAAAACUCCGUCUCUUGUGAUGCGGUCACUUCAUGCCCUACUACCAUAACCAUCUAUUCGGGAUCUGAAGAAUAUUUAAUUUCGAAUGAUGAAGUCGGUCCCAUAGUGGACAGUGGUGGGGAAAAAUACAAUAUUCCUGUUGUGAUCAAUGGAAUCAUCUUCCAAAUGCUUUCGGAUUACGUGACAGUGAAAAGUGCUCUCGGAUUCAGACUAAAAUGGAACAGAAAAAAUACUAUUGUUUUAAAUGUAUCUCCUCAACUGAUGAAUAAGACAUGCGGCCUAUGUGGUAAAUUUGAUGGCUCAAGUCUGAAUGAUUUAGAAACGUCUGAUGGCAGCUUGACAGAUAAUGUAGAGGAAUUCGUCAACAGUUGGUCGAUGGAACUACUUGGAGAAAAAUGUGAGCAAAGAGCAGCUGUGAGAGAUUCGUGUUUACAAGACACUGACAGAAUAGAAGAUGCUAAAAAAGAAUGUCAAGCUAUAUUUAGUGAUAAAUAUACUUCUUGUCAUGCAAUAGUUGAUCCAAAACCGUACUUCAAAACGUGUAAAGCCGAUUAUUGCAAAUGUGAUGGGUGCCAGUGUAGUACAUUUGCUGAAUACUUUCGAGAAUGUUCUAGACUGGGAGGAAAAGUUGAAGGAGGCUGGAGAAGUGAUCAGCUGUGUCCAUUGUCAUGCCCAAAUGGAAUGGUUUAUAAUGAUUGUGGUACGUCUUGUCCGAAAACUUGCAAAGGAACUGUCUAUGAUUGUGAAGAUGAGCAUUGUAUAGAUGGCUGCCAUUGUCCCACCAAUAUGUUGUUUCACAAAGGAGAGUGUAUCGAAAAGACCGAUUGUCCCUGCCUCCAUAACGAUAAGGAACAGCAACCAGGAUCCAAAGUGUUACAAGAAUGCAAUGCAUGUGAAUGCAGAGGAGGCCAAUGGGAAUGCACCACAGAAACAUGUGAUGCCAGAUGUUCAUCAACUGGUGAUCCCCAUUAUACUACAUUUGAUGGAUUGAGCUAUGAACAUCUUGGAAGCUGUGCAUACUACUUGAUAUUUCAUGAAAAUUUCACCAUCAUUCAAGAUAACGGGCCGUGCGAUCAACUCGAUUCCACAAAGUUUUGCACUCAGGGCAUUAGAAUCGAAAGCGCUGAGGGUACCUUGCUGCUCCAGCCAGGAAUAAAGGUUACUUUUAAUGAAAAAGAAAAUGAACUUCCAUUGAUCAGACCAGGCAUCAGUGUAACAAUGGCGACUGAUUUAUUUCUCAAGGUAACUUUGCUAAACACUGUGUCUUUGCUGUGGGAUGGUCAUAAUCGAAUCUAUAUCGAUGCUUCGCCAUCACUGUUUGACCAGACAAUGGGUCUGUGUGGCACCUUCAAUAAAAAUCAAAAUGAUGAUUUUUUGACCCCAGAAGGAGAUGUGGAAGCAGACAUUGAAGCUUUUACCGCCAGGUGGCAGGCCUCAGACUCUUGUAGCAAGAGGGGGCGGCGUUCACAAAGAAGUGCUUGUGAAUUACAGCCUCAAAAAAUCGCAGAUGUAGAGUUUCUUUGUUCUGUUUUGAAUAGUCAUACUUUCCAAGGUUGUCAUGGUGAUGUUGAUCCCUAUCCAUUUUUCAGAGGAUGUAUCAAUGACUUGUGCAUGUGUGGUGAAAAGUUGGAGACUUGUCUCUGCCCUAUAAUCUCUGAUUAUAGCAUGGCAUGUUCAAAGAAAGGUGUCAUAAUUAACUGGAUAGAUGAACUGCCUGUUUGUAAGGUGGAAUGCCCCAGCGGACAAGAGUACACAGAAUGCGGUAAUCCGUGCACAUCUACAUGCUCAGCAAUAGCCUCAGGGGAUGAUCAGUGCAAGGCAGAAUGCGUUCAAGGAUGUGCCUGCACAGGAGGAAAGAGUCUGAACAAUGAGGGUGUCUGUGUUGCUCAAUGCCCUUGCUUUCACAAUGAGAAAGAAUAUAUGCCCUCAGAAAUCACAAUCCAAGGCUCUAAGACAUGUGAAUGUGUAAAUGGCAGGUGGCAUUGUCGAUUAGCUACUUUUGAAGAAUUAGUGACUCCAGAUGCAAAUAAAUGUCUUGAUGAAAACAAUGAAGAGUUUACUGAUUGUGUGGAUGCCUGUCCUCAAACGUGCCAAAACAAGCAUUUACUUCAUAUAUGUAAAACAGAGGAAUGCUCUCCCGGUUGCAGGUGUAAGGAAGGAUUUAUCCUGGAUUCUGAUCUGAAGAAGUGCGUAGACGUUAGCCAAUGCCCUUGCAUGCAUGCCAAUAAAAAAUAUCAAGAAGGUGACAUUAUUCACCAAGAUUGCAACUUAUGGAAGACUGAAGCAGAGAAGAUAACAUUUACAAAAGAUGAACCCAUGCCUAAAACAAGUCUCUCUUCACGAUUUGUUGUCUUUGAAUCGGGCCUGUUUGUUAUGAUUUACACCGACAUUGGUGUCACUAUCAGGUGGAACAAGGGAACGCUCAUCUAUGUCACUUUGGAUCCAAAAUGGAGGAACAGGGUGCAAGGCCUUUGUGGAAAUUUUAAUGAUGAUCAAUUAGAUGACUUUUGCACUCCCUCUGGCAAUUUGCCAGAAGUAAAUGCCUCAAUAUUUGCUGACAGUUGGAAAAUUCACGAAUUCUGUCCCAAACCGCACACUUUCGAGGAUAUGUGUUCUAUUCACCCUCACAGGAAAAGCUGGGCUCAACACAAGUGCGGAGUGUUGAAAUCGGAAUUGUUUUCACCUUGUCGAGCUGUUGUGAAUGUGGAGCCAUUUUAUGAAAGGUGUGUAUUCGAUACAUGUGCUUGUGAUGUUGGAGGUGACUGUGAUUGCCUAUGUACUGCUAUUGCCGCAUAUGCACAAGAAUGCAGUAUGCAUGGAGAGCCUAUUAAAUGGAGGUCUCAAGACCUUUGCCCUAUUCAGUGUGAGGAAUGUUCUGUGUACGACAGCUGCAUACCUCCCUGUCCGAAGAAAACCUGUGAAAACCAACUGAGGUACGACAAGAUUCAAACAUCUGCGUGUUCUACAGAUUUUUGUGCGGAAGGUUGCCAUCCGAAACCUUGUCCUGAAGGUCAGAUCUAUAAUAACGAGAAAGAAUACAAAUGUAUACCGAAGGAGGAGUGUGUAGUACCAUGUCUUGAGGUAAAUGGAGUUCUUUACAAUGAAGGAGAGAGAAUAAAUGAUGUUGAAGUAGCAGAUCCCUGCCAAUCUUGCCAUUGUCAACACCGAGCCAUAACCUGUUCCGGAACACCGUGCGUUAAGAAUGAACCUUACAGGGAAUGCAUAAAAACUGGAUGGACAGAUUGGAUGAACACACCAAGUUUUGUUGGUGGAGAUUACGAGAAACUCAGUAACCCAUUAUUAAAAAAAAUGUAUGAAAACUUUUGUGGCGUUACCAAUAUGACUGCUAUUGAAUGCCGUGUGGCCAGUACCAAAAUUCCUCACGAAGAGAGUGGACAAAAUGUCUUGUGCCAGUUACCACAUGGACUAUUAUGUUUAGACAGCAAUCAAAAGCGUAGAAUUUGCGAAGACUAUGAAAUUAGAGUAUUUUGUGAUUGUGGGCCACCACCAACACCAGAAACUGAGCCACCCUUAGCAGCUGUUUGCGAGAGUACAGGGUGGACUCCCUGGAUGAGCAGUCAUUGGCCGAAUGUGGAAGGAGAGUCCGAAACUUUAGAGAGAUUAAGAUACAAUCAUGAAUUUUGUGCAGAGGAAGAAAUUGAAAAUAUAGAAUGUCGUGAAACAUUGUCAUGGAGGUAUUCAUCAGAAGAGGAAGUUGUUUGCAACAAGAAAAUAGGUCUCGUCUGCAAAGGUCCCCGCUGUCCUGAUUAUGAAGUGAGAGUGUUUUGCAACUGCAAGAAAGAAGCUAUAGAAACUACACCAACUGUAGCAAGAGGUUGCGUGAGUGGCUGGACGGAGUAUUUCAAUAUUGAUCAUCCAGAUCGAAGUGAUAUGGGUGAUGAUGAAAGCCUUAAUGAAAUUCAAAAAUUUCAUGAGUUCUGCGUAGGGGGAACACUUAAAGAUAUUGAAUGCAAAACACUGCAGAAUGGAGAACUCCUAGAUUAUGCAUCUCUAAAGAACGCAUUUGGUCUCAAAUGUUCUCUCAAGGAAGGAUUUUUGUGCAAUAAAUACACACGUCCGGAACCCUGUGAGGAUUUUAUGGUGCGUUUUCUUUGCGAAUGUGAAAGGGAAGCCAGGAUUUUAACUCCAGUACCGCCAACUCCAGUUCCAGUUGAAUGUGGCUGGACUCCUUGGUUAAACAUCGAUACACCAGAUGAUGGAGAGGGGGAUACGGAAGACAUAUCGGCAAUACAAACAUUGUAUAGAACGUGCGGCGGAAAGGAUCUCAUUGACAUUGAAUGCAGAGUGUCACAAAAUCUGUCUCUACAAAACAAUAUAGUAUGCGACACAGUCCAUGGAUUGCACUGUAAGAAUGAUGACCAAAUUGAAAAAUGCUACGACUAUGAAGUCCGUUUGCUGUGCAUGUAUGAUUGGUGCUAUCCUCCGACUACAACGCCGACACCAACAACUACUGAAAGUCCUUGUGCACCUGGUUUUGUGUAUGAUGAAUGUGCCUAUAACUGCAGUCAGAUGUGUUCUCCAUUUGUGAAGGAGUUGACAGAAAAAUGCAUUGUGAGGGAUUGCAUCGAAGGCUGUAGGCCUGCAAAAGGCUGUCAAUUACCCAAUGUUUGGAGAGAUUUCCACACAUGUGUCAAUAAAGAGGAGUGUACUUGUGUGCUCGACAAUGAAGAAAUUCUAGGACCUAAUCAAGUGGUUGAGAAAGAUUGUGAAAAAUGUCAGUGUGUUCAUGAUAAUAUCCACUGCUAUAAAAUACCAGGAUGUGGGGAAACCAUACCACCACAAUAUUUGAUAAGGAAUAUUACCCAGGAAGAUUGCUGGACGGAAUGGAUUAGUAUAGAUGAACCGUCAUCUGAGGGUGGAGACUUGGAAGCAAUGAGCAAACUAAGAAAAAAAUUUGAAUUUUGUUUCAACCCCAUCAAGAUAGAAUGCAGAACAAUUUCAAUGAUUAGGAAUAUUACUCAAGAAGAUUGCUGGACGGAAUGGAUUAGUAUAGAUGAACCCUCAUCUGAGGGUGGAGACUUGGAAGCAAUGAGCAAACUAAGAAAAAAAUUUGAAUUUUGUUUUAACCCGAUCAAGAUAGAAUGCAGAACAAUUUCAAGUAAGCAAAAGCCAUAUGAUGUUGGGCAAAUCGUUACUUGCAAUUUGGAAAAGGGUCUGUUGUGCUGGAAUAAUGAUAAUAUGCCUGAAGGAUGUUAUGAUUAUGAAAUACGCUUCUACUGUCCAUGUUCAACAACACCAGUGCCCACAACUACCACCACAACUCCUGCACCCACUUUAGAACCUGGAGCUUGCAUUUAUGGUUGGACUGACUGGAUCAACAAUCACUCUCCUAAUAAUCGAGGGGACUUUGAGAGCAUCCAGAAAUCAAGAAUUAGUCAUGUAUUUUGUGCCAAUGACAUGAUAACGGGAAUAGAGUGCCGUCGUGUGGGUGAUAGGAACAGUGGCUCUUACCAGCGCACGGUCACUUGCGAUUUGCAUACUGGAUUGGUAUGCGUUCAAGAGAGACUUAAUUUGGAGGAGGAGUGCUGGGAUUAUGAAGUGAGAUUCUUCUGUGAUUGCCCAACAGUAGCACCCAUUACCGAAACAGUUCCACCCACAACAAGACCGGUUCAUGAACCAUGUGCAUACUGGUCUAAAUGGAUCAAUGAGCAUCAUCCUUCGACAACAAAAGCAACAACAAAAGGAGGAGGGAAAAGGAAAGGAGAUACUGAAAAAGCAAUGCUUCUAAAAUUACAGAGAGAAUACCAGUUCUGUUUGGAAGGUUAUUUGUCUAACAUUGAAUGCAGAGAGGCUUCAACUGACCUCCUUUAUACUGAAACUGGUGACAAAAGCUUGCAAUGUUCUCUCUACGGGGGUUUCCGCUGCCGAGCAAAAGAUCAAGAAAAUGGCAUCUGUAAAGAUUACAAAAUACGAUAUUAUUGCAGCUGCGAAGAACAAACAACUACAACUCCAAUCAAAAUAGUUACUCCAACUGUAUAUGUCAAACCUUGUACAGAAUUUUACAAUAUUGUGGAUGGUCCACUUCCACUGCCUGAUAGCAGUAUAAAAGCUUCAAGUAGCAAAGAUACUGAUAGUGGACCACAAAGUGCACGUUUAUCUUCUAAAGUUAGCAGCAAAUCAGCUGGUGCUUGGAUUGCUGGAGAUUUGAAUGAACAGCAAUUUAUCGAAAUUGAUUUGAUCAAAAUUCAGCCAGUAUAUGGUGUAGUCACAAAAGGUCGAAAUGGAUUUGAUGAAUGGGUCAAAACUUACAAAGUGCUGUAUAGUCGGGAUGGUGUGGCCUAUGCUUACGUGACUGACCCAUCUGAUAUAGACAAUAAAGAUAAGAUCUUUAUAGGAAACUUUGACAGUGAUACUCCUAUUCAGCAUAUAUUUCAAAUACCUUUUGAAGCUAGGUUUGUGCGUAUCCAGCCUCUUGGUUUCCAUCGGGAUAUAGCCAUGAGAGUAGAUGUUCUGGCCUGUGCUGAAGGAUUGACUCUUCCAACAACAACAGUUGCUGCUCCAAUAUGUGUUGACGAUAUGGGUCUUUACAAUGGAUCUAUUCAAGAUUUCCAAAUUAUUACUUCAAGCAAUAUUUAUCCAAAUGCCAGUGGUAAAUACAUUCGUUUGAAUAAUCCUCAAACUGAUGUGAGUGUUGGUGGCUGGGUAGCUGCCGAUGCUGAUCAGAAUCAGUUUGUUCAGAUCAAUUUUGUGGAGCCCCGCAAUUUAACUGGAGUGAAAAUUCAAGGAAGAGAUCAGGUGCCUGAAUGGGUUACAGCUUUUACAGUCAGUUACAGUUUGAAUGGAAAGAUUUGGAAUAAUGUAAUAGACUCCAACAGUGACGUUUUGGUAAUUAUUGUUUUAUUUAUAACUUAG
Messenger RNA from Parasteatoda tepidariorum (common house spider), 7811 nucleotides. The record is from RefSeq and is a predicted model, not a curated record. Lineage: Eukaryota; Metazoa; Arthropoda; Arachnida; Araneae; Theridiidae.